AUGCCUAAGAGAAACAGAGACGUUUACGAGACUAUUAGUACUAGUCCGCAUAUGCUAGUAAAUAUACCUCACGAUUUGGUGGUAGAAGAGAUUCUUGAGAAACUUCCGGUGAAAUCACUAUUGAGAUUUAGAACUGUGUCGAAACUAUGGAGAACUGAAAUAGAGUCCCGUCGCUUCCAGGAGAGACAUCUGAUGUAUCAGCAGAAAUCUCGAGACGUGAGCAUUCUGAUAUGUUAUCCUACGCUUGACGACUGUGGAAAAGCUUCUCUUAGGUCAUUGAGUUUGGGAGCAACGUUAGUUUCGGAAGAGAACCAUAUUCGUUACGAUGUCUCUUCCAAAAAGGAAAUUGGUGUGAGAAUUACACGUAGUUGUGAUGGUCUUGCUUGCCUAUAUUCAAAAACCUUCAUGUAUGUGAUCAAUCCCGCAACUAGAUGGCACCGUAAACUCCCUCAGGCCAGAUUUCAAACACUUGCUGAGGUAACAAAUAACUACUCUCCACGUCCUUGCCUGGGAUUUGGUAAAGACAACAUCACAGGGAUGUACAAGAUUGUUUGGUUGUACAACUCUCAUUGGUUAAACCUAGACGGGCAAACUAAUACAUGCGAGGUUUUCUCUUUCGACAACAAUAACAACACUUGGAGGCACGAUGUGAUUGUUUCUUGUCCUUAUCCUAUAAUACAUGAUAAAGUUCCAGCGAAUGCACAUGGAUUUCUCUAUUAG
This is a messenger RNA of Raphanus sativus (radish), 720 nucleotides long. Its product is annotated as probable F-box protein At3g25550. NCBI's taxonomy places the organism in Eukaryota, Viridiplantae, Streptophyta, Magnoliopsida, Brassicales, Brassicaceae. The record is from RefSeq and is a predicted model, not a curated record. Gene Ontology annotation, molecular function: protein binding. The coding region runs from base 1 to 720 and encodes 239 amino acids. The transcript has a single exon.